Messenger RNA from Esox lucius (northern pike), 1622 nucleotides. RefSeq lists its product as uncharacterized. The record is from RefSeq and is a predicted model, not a curated record. NCBI's taxonomy places the organism in Eukaryota, Metazoa, Chordata, Actinopteri, Esociformes, Esocidae. The coding region runs from base 732 to 1622 and encodes 296 amino acids. The transcript is spliced from 2 exons.
GCUGACCGAGAACAAACUGAGAAGUCAGCAGAUAAAUCCACGGUCGGCUGUUUGGAGUCUCCACUGCGUGUAUAGAAGCCUCGCUGAUCUGUGCUAAAUGGCAUCCUCUGUGUUUCUACUCUGAGCAACAGGAGCUGAAACUCCUUCUCUGCGCUGAGCCUUAGCCUAAUGGAUACCAUCACAAUAGCUGUGAGAUGGUGCUGUGUCCCACAGGCACACAUCAACUUUGUGACCGAUGGAAUAACUAAGUGGUAUAUGAGCAGAUGGAUAUACAACCAUUCUAAAACCGAAAAUCUGACAAUCAUUUGUGUUCAAGUAGAAUUUAAAAGAGUCUCUGCGUAUAUUCAACAGCUCCUAAGUGUGAUGAAAGCUCUAUGGGUGGAACCGGGACGUGGCUCAAUGGAGUGGGAAGCAUUGGAUACACUGCUGGAUGACACACCUCUAGUGCCUGUCAGCACCAACAAAUACAGUGUCACGCACACCACCAUCACACAAGGGGACAGCUUUUAUGACCAUGUGUGUAACACGGUGGAAUUUGUAAAAGGGUGCGCGUGGAUACUCAGGAGGGAACUGACCAUCGCGGACAAGAUGACCAUACUUAAGCUGCACAACAAACAUGUAAGUUUGUAAGACAUGCUGUAUAUACCAAGCGUGUUUAUAUUACUUCUGUAUUUUCUACCCUGCAGGAACCUCACAGUGUUACGGUGUUAGUGCCCGGGACCGCAACAAGGAUGAUACAUGUGCGAUGCACUGAACCCCAGCGAAUACACGAGCUGUUCAAGAAGUAUGACCUGACAUGCUCCAAUGUCUGGGAUUCCAGAACCUCCCUGUCUGCCACGGCUCCUUGUACAGCACUGUGUGACCACAACAUGACCACAGUUAAAGCGAACAGGAUCGCGGAGACUGAUGCCUUGGACCAGGAACCUGAGGUGUCCAAUUUCUACCACGACAUGAAAUGCGUCCGAAUACAAGCAAAGCUAAACGCGCUGAAACACAGACCCUACAGCACACAUCACCGCAGCGUGGUAGAUGCAGCACAACUGCCAUCAGCCAGUGUUGACGGAACCUACUCGAACGAGACUCAGCCCGAGUUGGUAUCAGUUGUCCUGUACUACUACGAUCGAAUGGCCACACUGGGAGAUGUCAUCAAGGCCGAUGGUAGGUUCGUACCGGAUGUCCAGUAUUCGAAUCCAGAAGAGUGGUCUGGGGAUAGAUAUGUGUUAGAACUGGAACCAGACAACAACGUGACCAUUAUGGGCACGGUGCUCCCAGCCAGCUUGAGUGACGAGAGAACGCGUUUGGAACCGUACACGUGUCCCUACUGUCUCGAAGAUGCAAACGCGUACCUUGACUGCGGACACUUGUGUUGUGUGUCCUGUACACGAAGAGCUAAGAAGAAGAAGAAGGAUUCUGUGGCCUGUGGUGUUUGCAAGCAAGAAUCCACAGGCCACAGAGCCCUUGAAAUACCACAGAACUUCGAUUCUACAUGCUUCGCAUGCUGCAAAGGGAAAGAGUGGGUCACAGAAUGUGGCCAUUUAAUAUGUGUCAAAUGCUUCAUUGGACGCUGCCCUGUUUGUAGUAACCCGGUCACUACUCUUAAGAGGGUGUUUAUGUCAUAUUAA